This is a messenger RNA of Lathyrus sativus (Indian pea), 726 nucleotides long. NCBI's taxonomy places the organism in Eukaryota, Viridiplantae, Streptophyta, Magnoliopsida, Fabales, Fabaceae. The record is from the annotation of a GenBank genome assembly.
AUGUAUCCCUUUGAAAGAUUCAUGGGUGAUUCAAAGCGAUCAGUGAAAAAUAAAGCUAAAGUUGAAGGAUCAAUAUGUGCACAUUAUUUGCAUCGGGAAACAUCACAUUUUUGCAGUCAUUAUUUCAAUCAUUUGAUGUUAACUCCAAGAAUCAUAAGGAAUGAAUUUGAUGUUAACAAAAGAAGUCAGUUUACCUUGUCAAUCUUCGGUCUUCCUGGUCGCCCCUCUGGAAAGGAGAAUGUGCAUUGGCUGACCCAAAAAGAAUUGCAAUCUGCACACGUUCAUGUUCUUAUUAACUGUAUUGAAGUUAGGCCAUAUCUUGAGGCAUUUAACGCCUCCUAUUUUCAAAGCACCGGUGAACAAGUAACUACCGGUCAAAUACAUGCAUCUUUUCCAGCAUGGUUCAAGGAUCAAUUGUCAUGCAUUGUUGCAUCGACUCAAGAAAUACUUCAUUUGCGUAACUUAUCUAGAGGGCAUGUUCAAAGAGCAAUUGAAUGGCACACAUACUUUGUAAACGGCUAUAAAUUUCACACCCAAACGUGGACAGAAGGGAAAAAAACCAUAAAUAGUGGUGUAUUUGUUAAAGGAGUUACAAAUGGUGGUGAAGACGACUUCUAUGGCGUUGUUACGCAUAUUUACGAGUUGGCAUACAAUUACUUGGACUCGGAAAAUAGAGUUGUCUUGUUUUAUUGUGAUUUGAUCCAUCUUCCAGGGGCACAAAAAUAG